UUUUCCCUCCAGAGUGCAAGUAUCUUCUUAGGAGUCAGUUUUGGCAUGCACUGCUGCCUUGCCAAGGUGCAUGGUAACAACACACAAAGCAGCUGCACCAGUAUAGCAAGUCCAUCAGAUUGGACUUGGCAGACUGUUCCAAGCAGAUUCUGUUCCCCAAGGCAGCGAUCACAGCUGAUGGGAUAGCUGACCACUGGAUCAAUGAACAGGAAUUCCUUGAGAUGACAUAGGGAGGGGCAUCGAGCACAAUGGUGCAGAAAAAGAAAAUCUGCUCUCGGCUGCUUGACUAUCUUGUGAUCAUUGGAGCCAGGCACCCGAGCAGCGACAGCGUCGCUCAGACUCCUGAGCUGCUGCGGCGUUACCCUCUGGAGGACCACGCAGACUUUCCCCUCCCGCCCGACGUCGUGUUCUUCUGCCAGCCCGAGGGAUGCCUGAGCGUGCGGCAGAGGCGCAUGAGCUUCCGCGACGACACGUCCUUCGUGUUCACCCUCACGGACAAGGACACGGGCGUCACCCGCUAUGGCAUCUGCGUCAACUUCUACCGCUCCUUCCAGAAGCGAGUCCCCAAGGAGAAGGGAGAGGGCGCGGGGGGACAUCGAGCUCGCGAGGGACAGAAGGUCCCUAAAGCUGGGGAUGCAGCAGCGCCCCAGGAGGAAGCGGGCACCGAGAGUUCAGAGAGCGGCUCUUCGCUGCAGGCCCCCAGCGCGGAGUCUACCCCUGAUGUGAACCGAUCCCCGCGCAGCAAGCGCCUGGCCAAAGGCAGCCAUCGCUCUCGGAACAGCACUCUGACUUCUCUGUGCAUCCUUAGCCAUUAUCCCUUCUUUUCCACCUUCCGGGAGUGUCUGUACACCCUCAAGAGACUCGUGGACUGCUGUAGUGAGAGACUGUUGGGCAAGAAGUUGGGGAUUCCGCGUGGGGUGCAGAGGGACACGAUGUGGCGGAUUUUCACGGGCUCCCUGCUGGUGGAGGAGAAGUCCAGCGCCUUGCUUCACGACCUGCGGGAGAUUGAGGCUUGGAUAUACCGCCUGCUGCGCUCCCCCAUGCCCGUUGCUGGCCAGAAGCGGGUGGACGUGGAAGUCUUGCCACACGAGCUGCAGCCAGCUUUGACCUUUGCUCUUCCUGAUCCAUCCCGCUUCACUUUGGUGGAUUUUCCAUUGCAUCUGCCUUUGGAGUUAUUGGGAGUGGAUGCCUGCCUGCAGGUGCUGACAUGCAUCCUUCUGGAGCACAAGGUUGUACUGCAGUCCCGAGAUUAUAAUGCACUUUCAAUGUCUGUGAUGGCCUUUGUGGCCAUGAUCUACCCACUGGAGUACAUGUUCCCAGUGAUCCCUCUGCUUCCCACCUGCAUGGCCUCUGCAGAACAGUUGCUUCUAGCCCCUACACCUUAUAUCAUCGGUGUUCCAGCAAGUUUCUUCCUUUACAAACUGGAUUUUAAAAUGCCUGAUGAUGUAUGGCUUAUUGACCUGGAUACCAAUAGGGUGAUUGUUCCCACAAAUGCAGAAUCUUUGCCAGCACUGCCAGAACCUGAAGCUUCAGAGCUGAAAAAGCAUCUGAAACAGUGUCUGGUUAGCAUGACUGCAAUCACUCAGAAACAGCUGCUCACUCCUGACAACAAGGCCCUGGCCAGCAUGAGCCUGAAUACUCAGCCAAUUCUUAAUCUAGAGAAGUUUCAUGAGGGGCAGGAGGUGCCUCUGCUGCUGGGAAGACCACAGAAUGAUUUGCAGUCUACUCCCUCCACAGAAUUCAACCCUUUGAUCUAUGGAAAUGAUGUGGACUCUGUUGAUGUGGCUACCAGGGUUGCUAUGGUGAGAUUCUUCAACUCACCAAAUGUUUUGCAAGGUUUCCAAAUGCAUACUCGCACUCUUCGCCUCUUCCCACGACCAGUGGUAGCCUUCCAGGCAAAUUCUUUUCUUGCCUCUAGGCCCAAGCAAACACCUUUUGCAGAUAAGCUUUCCAGAACACAGGCAGUAGAAUAUUUUGGAGAAUGGUCACUCAACCCUACUAAUUAUGCUUUCCAAAGAAUUCAUAACAACAUGUUUGACCCAGCCCUAAUUGGUGACAAACCCAAGUGGUAUGCUCACCAGCUGCAGCCCAUCCACUAUCGAGUCUAUGACAGCAAUUCACAGCUGGCUGAAGCCCUGAAUGUCCCAGCAGAGAAGGAAACAGAUUCUGAUGCCACUGAUGACAGCAGUGGCAGUGACAGCGUUGAUUACGACGAUUCAAGUUCCUCCUACUCCUCCCUUGGUGACUUUGUCAGUGAGAUGAUGAAAUGUGACAUUAAUGGUGAUACCCCAAAUGUUGACCCCCUGACUCAUGCAGCCCUUGGUGAUGCUAGUGAAGUGGAAUUUGAUGAUUUUCAAGAAUAUUCAGGGGAUCCUGAUGAACAGACCAUGGACAGUGAGAACUCUCAAGAGAAUAACCAGCCUCGUUCAAGUUCCAGUACUACAGCCAGUAGCAGCCCCAGCACUGUCAUCCAUGGAGUGAAUCAUUUGUAUGUAACGCAAAUUAGCGAACAGAUCAAUGAUUUGACUGGUCCACAGGAGGCAGCAGACUCAGCAGAAAUAGAAGAGAAGUUGGCUGCUGGAUUUUCAAACCAUCUCUCUUCCUUGCCACUGCAACCAAGCUUUCCCAAGAUCAGCUUGGAUCGCCGUGAGAGUGACAUCGCAGCUGGCAGCGUGAGCUCCUCAGAAGGGGUGGUGAGGAAGCGAGAGUAUGACAAUCCAUACUUUGAACCACAGUAUGGUUUUCCUACGGAGGAUGAAGAUGAUGAGCAGGAAGAGAGCUAUACCCCAAGAUUUAACCAAAACCUCAAUGGAAGCAGGUCUCAGAAGUUACUUCGGCCAAACAGUUUAAAACUGGCCAGUGAUUCCGAUGCAGAUUCAGAUUCCAGGGCCAGCUCCCCAAACUCUACUGUCUCCAACACCAGCAGUGAAGGUUUUGGGGGCAUCAUGUCUUUUGCAAGCAGCCUGUACAGAAACCACAGCACAAGUUUCAGUCUGUCCAACUUAGCCCUACCAACCAAAGUUGGGAGAGAUAAGAAUACUCCCUUUCCCAGCCUGAAAGAUUACUUUAAUCUGGAAUUGGGAAGGGAUGUGGAUGAAGUAUUUGGGUUAAAUACUAUAAUGGAGAUUAUUACUGAAGCUGGCCCAGUAAGCAAUGAAGGAAACAGACGGGCCCUUGUUGAUCAGAAGUCUUCAGUCAUAAAGCACAGCCCAACAGUGAAAAGAGAAUCUCCAUUGCCUCAGGGACGAUCUAGCAAUUCCAGUGAGAACCAGCAGUUCCUGAAGGAGGUGGUACACAAUGUUCUUGAUGGGCAAGGCGUUGGUUGGCUGAACAUGAAGAGAGUCCGACGUCUGCUGGAGAGCGAGCAGCUGCGUGUCUUUGUGCUGAGCAAGCUGAACCGCACGAUCCAGUCCGAGGAGGACGCUCGACAGGAUGUCAUACAGGACGUGGAGAUCAGCCGCAAGGUUUAUAAAGGCAUGCUGGACCUGCUGAAGUGCACUGUGUUGAGCCUGGAGCAGUCAUAUGCUAAUGCUGGCCUGGGAGGCAUGGCCAGUGUUUUUGGCCUGCUAGAGAUAGCACAUACUCAUUACUAUAAUAAAGAACCAGAAAAGAGAAAACGAAGUCCUACAGAUGGAUCUGUCACUCCAGUUGGCAAGGAUCCUGCAUCAUCCCCAAGAGUGGAGCCAAAACCUGCCAUGCAGCUGCCGGUACCUCAGCUAAUGCCAAAGCCACCGAGCCCUGCAGGCAAAGGGCCAAGGGAGUUUGACACAAGGAGUCUAAAGGAAGAAAAUUUUAUUGCUUCCAUUGAAUUGUGGAACAAGCACCAGGAAGUGAAAAAGCAAAAAUCUUUGGAAAAAACGAGACCAGAAGGUGUGAAACAGUUUGAUUUGGGAGAAACGGAUGAGAAGAAAUCCCAAAUCAGUGCAGACAGUGGCCUCAGUUUGGCCUCAGGUUCUCAGAAGAGUGAUUUUGACUCCAUUCCCAGUGGAGGACCAACAGUUAUGGUCCGAAGUACAAGCCAGGAUUCUGAAGUCAGCACUGUGGUUAGUAACAGUUCUGGAGAGACAUUGGGAGCAGACAGUGACUUGAGUAGCAAUGCUGGUGAUGGCCCAAGUGUGGAAAAUGGUGGCAAUUUAGCAGGAUCCAGAGGCACUGUGUCAGACAGUGAAAUUGAGACAAACUCUGCUACUAGCUCUAUCUUUGCCAAGUCUCACAAUCUGAAGCAGAGUGUGAAGGAUAGCAAAGGGAGCACUCCAGGGAGAGGUCCAGAGGAUGGGAACCAGCGUGUCUAUCUAUAUGAAGGACUUUUGGGUAGGGAUAAAGGAUCUGUCUGGGACCAGUUAGAGGAUGCUGCAAUGGAAACCUUCUCUCUGAGCAAAGAGCGUUCAACUUUGUGGGACCAGAUGCAGUUCUGGGAAGAUGCUUUCUUGGAUGCUGUGAUGUUAGAGAGAGAAGGAAUGGGGAUGGACCAGGGACCUCAGGAGAUGAUUGACAGGUAUCUUUCCCUGGGAGAACACGAUCGAAAGCGUUUGGAGGAUGAUGAGGAUCGCUUGUUGGCUACACUGCUGCAUAAUAUGAUUGCUUAUAUGCUUAUGAUUAAGGUGAACAAGAAUGAUAUUAGGAAAAAGGUGCGACGUCUAAUGGGAAAAUCACAUAUUGGAUUGGUGCACAGCCAGCAAAUAAAUGAUAUUCUAGACAAACUUGCCAAUCUGAAUGGACGGGAACUCCCUGUGAGACCCAGCGGCAGCCGCCACAUCAAGAAGCAGACUUUUGUAGUACAUGCUGGGACAGACACAACAGGAGACAUAUUUUUCAUGGAGGUAUGUGAUGAUUGUAUUGUGCUGAGGAGCAACAUUGGAACUGUGUAUGAACGUUGGUGGUAUGAGAAGCUCAUCAACAUGACUUACUGUCCCAAAACAAAAGUGCUUUGCCUCUGGCGCAGGAAUGGUCAGGAGACACAAUUGAACAAGUUCUACACAAAGAAGUGUCGGGAACUGUACUACUGUGUAAAAGACAGCAUGGAACGAGCAGCAGCAAGGCAGCAAAGCAUUAAACCAGGCCCUGAGUUGGGUGGUGAGUUCCCUGUGCAGGAUAUGAAAACUGGUGAAGGAGGUCUUCUUCAGGUCACACUGGAAGGAAUUAACCUGAAAUUUAUGCACAGUCAGGUUUUCAUAGAGCUGAAUCACAUUAAAAAGUGCAAUACUGUGCGAGGAGUCUUUGUCCUGGAGGAAUUUGUUCCUGAAACUAAAGAAGUGGUGAGCCACAAGUACAAGACGCCAAUGGCUCAUGAGAUCUGCUACUCCGUGCUGUGUCUCUUCUCUUAUGUGGCUGCAAUUCGUGGAAAAGAGGCAGAAAACAAAAGCAAACCACCUCGACCAGUUUCCAGUUGAUCAGGAUACUUGGAAAUAUCUACCCUUUGGCACACUGAUAUGCAGUACUCCCAGUUUUACUGCAGUUACUGGAGCUCACUUUCUGUCUUUUCUGAGAACUUGGAUUAUCUAUGUAUGACCCUGCAAGUCUUUCCCCAUAGAAAAACCUAAGCCUUCCAUGUUCAGUCUCCUUCUGAAUUCAUCCUUAAUGGAGUUUUUAAAUGAGCUUUUAAUCAGACAGUUUUGAGCAUCUGCAUCCAGCUGUGAGUGACUUACUCUGGACAUUCCUUUGAAAUACCUUUUUUGUUAAGAUGAGUAACAGCUUGAGUUUGGUUGUUUUUUGUUCUAGUGGUACUUGUUACAAUUUGAUCACUUUUCAACUAACUGCAGGCUUCUGCUUUCAGAUUCUCUGGUAUGUGCACAGUGGAAGCAGCCUGGUCCUGUAUGUUGUUUCAAUGUUGUGUUUUUGUUGUUUUCCUUCUGUGUUGUUCAUUUUAAAUUACCAACACGGCGUUCCUGUCACAUAGUUCUACAAUCCCUUUUGGUAGAGGUGAACAAUUUAGCUGUCAUAGUGUUAAAAUAUCAUGUGACAGUUGAAGUUUGAUUAUUUAAUUGGUCCAUCUGUGGAGAUGGCUCUUCUCAAGUGGAGAGAGAAACGUUGAAUGUAGUGUAGUGUAAAAAACCUCAACACUUCAUGGGUUCUGUGGAUUUUCAAAUGGGAUUUUAGGUAACAUUUGUAGCUACCCCAACAGUAGAGUUCACAGAUGCAAAUAAGCACUCCUUAAAGCAGUGAAUCACAGGGAUUAGAAAAUUAAUAAGGCAGUGUAAAACUUGAAAACAUUAUUGGCAGAAGUACAGUACAGAAAUCUGCAGAACAUGUUCAGCAGCCCAGAGGAUUUUGCUGUCUCCAAAUCUUUUAAACUAUUGCUUUUUAUUUUGUUUUCAAUCUGUACCUGUAUAUGAAGGGAUCUUGAAAAUAUUGUGUUUAUGUAUAAUGAAACUCACAUAGUUAAAACUAUCCAUCACAUUCCUUAUUUUAAAUAGGCUGGAUAUGAAUUUUUUUUUGCAUCCUGUUUUUGUUCUUGAACUGUACUGCACUUGUCUGGAAAGCUCUUAGGAUGCUGGAAGGUGAGACUGUCUAGAGAAAAUAAUGUUACAUGUAAAAUACCAGGAGAAAUUGCUCUGACACAAACUGAUGUAUUGUAUGUUUUGACAUAGAAUCCUGACUAAAUGCACCCAGAAAUAACCCUGUUUUGGCUUGGUCAGGGUAUCUACCAUUUAAAAUGGAAUAUACUAGUAUGGGUGAGGAUGAUGUAAAUAUUACAGUAUCACAUCUAUUUAUAGAAACUGUACAGCUCUCUGAAUGUGAAAAUAAAAUGUCAUUCAACCAGCAACUAGUUUUCA
Molecule: messenger RNA, 6773 nt
Organism: Melospiza melodia melodia
Lineage: Eukaryota; Metazoa; Chordata; Aves; Passeriformes; Passerellidae
Gene: MADD
Product: MAP kinase activating death domain
Exons: 38
Coding region: 249-5390 (1713 amino acids)
Biological process (GO): regulation of apoptotic process; regulation of Rab protein signal transduction
Cellular component (GO): cytosol
Molecular function (GO): guanyl-nucleotide exchange factor activity
Source: RefSeq, a predicted model, not a curated record